Molecule: messenger RNA, 1628 nt
Organism: Pseudoliparis swirei
Lineage: Eukaryota; Metazoa; Chordata; Actinopteri; Perciformes; Liparidae
Product: testicular acid phosphatase homolog
Exons: 11
Coding region: 1-1203 (400 amino acids)
Biological process (GO): lysosome organization; peptidyl-tyrosine dephosphorylation involved in inactivation of protein kinase activity; regulation of neuronal synaptic plasticity
Cellular component (GO): postsynaptic membrane; lysosome
Molecular function (GO): receptor tyrosine kinase binding; acid phosphatase activity; protein tyrosine phosphatase activity
Source: RefSeq, a predicted model, not a curated record
AUGUGGAAGUUCCAGGAAAGUUUGGGCUGUUUGUUGCUCCUCUGCUGCGUCUGCUUCAACGAGUGCCGGGUCCUGAAGUUUGUUGUGGCUGUGUUCCGACAUGGCGAUCGAUCGGCCGUUGAAUCGUAUCCCAGAGAUCCUCAUGGGGAGAAAGUGUGGGCUCAAGGCUUCGGACAGCUGACUGAGCUGGGCAUGAAACAACAGUUUGAGCUGGGCCGGUUCCUCCAGAGGCGCUAUGGAAACUUCCUGAGUGAGGAAUACAACUACAAGGAGGUAUAUGUGAGGAGCACAGACUACGACCGCACUCUGAUGAGUAGCCAGGCGUGCCUCGCUGGGAUGUUCCCCCCAACCAGUCGCCCGCCUCCCAUCAUGCCCCAGUUACUGUGGAGGCCUAUUCCAGUGCACACCGUCCCCAGGGCCCAGGAGAAGCUGUUGAGGACUCCAGGCAAAGAAUGUCCAAGGUUCACAGCUCUGAUGAAGGAGACCUUUGCGAGCGAGCGCUACCAGAGUUUCCUCAGGGCUCACAAGUUUGUGUUGAACGCCGUGAUUCAUGCGCCCGUUAACCACCAACAACCUCACUUCCUGGAGGCACUUUCCAACCACACCGGCUACCCCGUCUCCAAACUGGUUGGCAAAAAGAUAUGGGGGGUCUACGACACUCUUACCUGUCAGCGGAUCCAUAACUUGACUCUCCCACCCUGGGCCACCCAAGAUGUCCAGGACAUCCUGAAGAGGAUUGUGUCAUUUGAGGCCAUGUACAGCUUCCUCAGCCACAAGCGCAAAGAGAAGGCCCGGCUCUCGGGAGGGGUGCUGCUGAAUGCCAUUCUGCUGAAUUUCUCCAGGGCUGUAGAGCAAGGGAGCUCUCUCAAAUUCAUUAUGUACUCGGCUCAUGACUCGACCCUCGUCACCCUCCAGGCGGCUCUGGACGUCUACAACGGCAUCCUUCCUCCUUAUGCUGCCUGUCAACUCUUUGAGUUCUACCAGGAGUAUGAUGGUUCCUAUUCUCUGGAGCUGCAUUACCGUAAUGAGUCCUGGCGCGACCCGUACCCUAACCCCGUGGCGGGCUGCAGUGGGAUGACCCCCUGCCCUCUGGCCAUGUUCACUGAGCUGGUGCGGGACGUGGUGGCCGACAACAGGGAGGCCGAGUGCGGGUUCAGGACCAGGUUGUCAAGCACAAGUGAGUUAAAAACAAUAUUCCCAUGACUUCUAUUCCAACUAAUACGUUUUGGCCUGGUUAAAUGCUGCAAUAUGUUUAUUCCUGCAUUUACUUUGGGCCCCAGUGGGGGGGGGGGGGGAUUUCCAGCAGAGAAUGUCUGAUUUAAAAAUAUCUUGGCUUUUUGGAAAUCUUCCACAUACACGCACACACACACACACACACACACACACACACACUCACACACCUAAACAGGGUUGUGUCUCCCACAGGUGUCAUCACAGCUCUUGCAGUGACUGUCGGUCUCCUGGCGGUGGCGCUGUUGUUCAGCAUUCUCGUGACAAUCAAAAGGAGGCGAGCCCACUACUCCAGGGAGGUGUAGUCCAGAUGACACACGUGUGCCAACACACACAGAUCGGUGCUUCUCUCAUAAUAAUAAUAAUAAUGUGCCAUGUAGUUAAAAUGUUGAUGUCUG